This is a messenger RNA of Brassicogethes aeneus, 2494 nucleotides long. NCBI's taxonomy places the organism in Eukaryota, Metazoa, Arthropoda, Insecta, Coleoptera, Nitidulidae. The record is from the annotation of a GenBank genome assembly.
UCUUAAGUAAACAUUUCCAAGUGGCAAAGUUGGCACAACUGCUUAAUUGUCAAACUUGACAGUGUGGCAGUGUUGUAGAAUGAAGGAAAUAAAAGACCGGCGCUGAUCGUAUUUGUGGAUGUCACGGUCAUUUAUAUUUAUAUUUGUUAUAAGAUCGUGAUCAGGAUCUUAUAGUUUAAAAUUGCUGCCUUUUUCUCCGAACAUUUGCGGAUAGUUCAGAUGACUGAGGGGAUAAUUUUAUUAUUUGACAUUGGCAACACUGCAGUGUGGAGGAAGAAGAUUAACCCUAAUAACCUUAAAUGUUUACUUCUUUCGGUGUUAAAAUAGUGGCCUUAUUUAGAAUAAUUAGUUAUUAUUUUUAGUUAUUUAUUAAUACAAUGGCAGAAGAUAUAAGUUUCUUACAGAAGGAAGCCGACAAAUCGGAAGAGCAAAUUUUGCUGUUGAAAAAAGAGUUGACUGCUUUGAAAGAGGCCAUUAAAAAUAGAGUCGUACUCAGUACUGAUGACGCCAAAAUCAAUCAAAUAGUUACUGAGAACACCAAGCUCAAACAUCGAUUGGCUGUCUUAAAGAGGGCUAUAGCGGCACACAGCACUUCAGCUCCAAUUGUUACUGAUCUAACCAGAAUGCAGAGCAUACAGGAGACUUUAAGUCGAUUGUUUGGACAGGCGAUUGCUGCAGCUUACCCUGAUUUGGUGGAUGCACCCAUUGUAAUUGCUUUAUCUGGAAAAGAUCCCAAGUUUGGUGAUUUCCAAUGCAAUUCUGCCAUGCCUAUAGCAAACUUGUUCAAACAAAUUGGCAAAAAAUUGGCCCCAAGAGACAUAGGCUUAAAAAUCGUGGAAAACCUGCCAGCUCAUUCGAUGAUAGAAAAAUGCGAAGUGGCAGGGCCAGGUUUUAUAAAUGUGUACUUGAACAAAAUCCAUGGUGUUAAAACUUUGAGUGCCAUCUUUGAGCAUGGUUUAAAACCACCAACUUUGGCCAGGAAACACAGGGUUUUGGUUGAUUUUUCGUCGCCAAACAUUGCAAAGGAAAUGCAUGUGGGACAUUUAAGCCUUAAGCUAUUAGCAACUGACACUGACUUUGGGAAGAUACAGCAUGAUACUCCGUCUUUUCUAAGGCUCUUGCGUAUUCAGGUCCACCAUCAUCGGGGACAGCAUCUGCCGCCUUCUCGAGUACUUGGACACGACGUCGUGCGUAUCAACCACGUGGGCGACUGGGGCACGCAGUUCGGAAUGCUGAUCGCGCAUUUGCAAGACAAAUUCCCCGACUUCGCGAGCAAAUCCCCACCCAUCGGCGAUCUGCAGGCGUUCUACAAGGAAUCCAAGGCCAGGUUCGACGAGGACGAGGCCUUCAAAAAACGCGCGUACGCCGCCGUCGUCAAGCUGCAGUCCUUCGACGCGACGUACGCCAAAGCGUGGCAGCUCAUCUGCGACGUCUCCCGCAAAGAGUUCCAGAAGAUCUACGACAGGCUGGACGUCGUCCUGAAGGAGAGAGGCGAGUCGUUUUAUCAGACGCGCAUGGAGAAAAUCGUUAAAGAGUUGGAUGCCAAAGGUUUUCUAGAGCUGGAUGACGGUAGGAAGGUUAUGUGGGGCGGCGCUACGAUACCCUUAACCGUGGUCAAGUCCGAUGGCGGGUUUACCUAUGAUACCUCCGACAUGGCUGCCAUCAAGCACAGGAUUGAGGAGGAGAAAGCCGAUUGGCUGAUUUACGUGACGGACGCCGGGCAAGCGACCCACUUCCAAGUCCUUUUCGGCUGCGCCAAAAAGGCGGGAAUUAUCGACGAUUCGCACCGAGUGGAUCACGUGGGCUUCGGGGUGGUGCUCGGAGAGGACAAGAAGAAGUUCAAGACGCGGUCGGGGGACACGGUGCGCCUGCUGGACCUCCUGGACGAAGGCCUGAAACGAUCCCUGGACAAGCUCAGGGAGAAGGAGCGCGACAAGGUUUUGACAGCCGAGGAGCUGCGGAAAGCUCAGACCUCGGUGGCGUACGGGUGCAUAAAGUACGCGGACCUGUCGCACAACAGGAACCACGAGUACGUGUUCUCGUUCGAUAAGAUGCUGGAGGACAAGGGCAACACCGCCGUGUACCUGCUCUACGCUUUCACGCGCAUACAGAGCAUCGCGAGGAACGCCAACUUUAGCAAGGAGCAAGUCAACGAGUUGGCCAAGUCGCACACGAUUUCGUUGACCCACGAGAAGGAGUGGAAGCUGGGGAAAGUCCUCCUAAGAUUCCCCGACGUUCUCAUCAAAAUAACCGGCGACUUGUGCCUGCACAACUUGUGCGAGUACGUUUACGAAAUCGCGACCACUUUCUCGGAGUUCUACGAUUCCUGCUACUGCAUCGAAAAGGACGCGUCCGGCGAUAUCGUCAAAAUCAACCACGGCAGAAUACUCCUAUCCGAAGCCACUGCCAGGAUUCUCGAGCAAUGCUUCAAUAUCUUAGGACUCAAACCUGUAUCCAAGAUGUAAAUAAAAAUCUCUAUACAUACAAACGCAAA